Molecule: messenger RNA, 1848 nt
Organism: Danaus plexippus (monarch butterfly)
Lineage: Eukaryota; Metazoa; Arthropoda; Insecta; Lepidoptera; Nymphalidae
Gene: Pex16
Product: peroxisomal membrane protein PEX16
Exons: 1
Coding region: 223-1212 (329 amino acids)
Biological process (GO): peroxisome organization
Cellular component (GO): peroxisomal membrane
Source: RefSeq, a predicted model, not a curated record
AAAUAAAAUGUCAGAAAUACUUUUAGAAUUUAGACGCUAAUGUAAUUGACUCUCUUUUGGCUUUUAAUAUUUUAUAAUUGAAUAAUAAGAACAUUUAUAAACUAUACUGUAUAAAUUAAGUGAAAAGGUAAAAAUACUUUUAGUAAAUCAAAGUUUUUAUACAUCUAGUGUACUUUUCAACAAUUCUAUUUCGACUAAAUCAAAUAAGGACUUCGAACUGUGAUGGAUAAGAAGAUAUCUUUAGCCGGAUUGUAUUCGGCAUAUAAACGAUGGGUUAUAAACAAUCCAGGAGCCGCUACCGAUGUAGAAACUGUCGCUACAUGGUCUUCAUACUUUGUUGCCGGAAAAAUAAACAAAUCUCCUAUUGUCUCUGAACUUGUUUAUUCAUUAUCAAAGUUACUGUCAUUGUUCAAUGACCGCUUAAUAAAAGAAGCUUACGGAAGUGACAUACUCCACUAUAGUUUACAAGAACAAAUUAAAUUAUGGCUGACAAUCAUUCACUACUGUGAAGUCUUUGUAGAAUUAGUUGUAAAAAACAGAUGGGGUACACGCGGAAAAUGGACUAUUGCAACUAUUCUGCAAUUAUUUAAAUGUUCUUCAGCUCUUGUUUUGCUGUAUAAAUAUAAUGACAUGCCAAUACAUCAUCCUCCUAUACCCAUCUUGCAGAGAAAAAAAAUAACAGAGGCAAAAGGUAUUGACGAUAAUUUAAAUACUUUCUUCACCUUAAAACGGUCUGGUAGAGUAGUACGUUGUGUAGAUGGAGCACCACCAAUUGCUUUACGUGACUGGCAACCAGUGAAAAUCAAGGAUGACAUAGCCUCACAUAAUCCAAAGGUUCAAGAAUUAAUUCAAGCUGAAUUAAUACAUAUUUUGAAACCAAUAGUUCAUCUCGCUGCAAUGAGAGUUUUUGGCACCCAGUCAUGGAAACAAUGGCUUAUAGCCCUGGGAAUGGAUGUAGCAAGUUUCAAAAUGUAUAAUCGACAUAUGAAUGAUUUGUCAUAUGAGCAAAGAUUAGAAAUAAGUCGUCGUAAGUUAGGGCUAAUUCUGUAUUUGUUACGUAGCCCUAUGUACAGAGGUUAUUCAAAGAAAGUGAUAGAGGGAGCAUUACAGAGUGCUGCAAAUUCAAUACCGCUGAUGUCAUUUGUUAGUGGUCCAGUUAUUCAAUAUUUAAGUCACUGGCAAGAUAUUUACUUUUAUAUGUGGGCAUCAUAGUUUUUUUGGUAACCUACUUAUAUGUACAUUAUAAAAUUUUAAACAAAUAUGUAUAUUGAUUUUCAUACAGUAAUGGGCUUGGUAACAGUUAUUGUUAAGUAAUUCAUUUUAUGGUUUUAAUAACACUAAAACAUUAUCAUUGAAACUCAACUAAAAUUGUGUUAACAAAACAGUCAUUGAAAUAAACUUUUAUAUUGACAUUAAAGGUUAUCAUGUUAGGACAUGUGUUAAUAAAAACUUAACCAUUUAGAUGUGUUGUACAUGUUUAGUUUUAUGUAAAUUUGCAAAGGAAUAAAAAAAUAUAUUUUUAUUUGAUUAAUUAUAACUGUCUUCUGAAAGGGUUGUGGGUAUAAAAUUUUUUUUUUACUUUUGUUUUGUAUCAAAUGUUAGUCAAUCACAGAAAAAGACUUAGAAAACUAAACUUAAUAUUAAGGUUGGAAGUGAUGGUUUUGCAUUCCUCAUUUUAAAAUAAUAUAGUAUAACUUCAUAUUAACAUCAUACUGUAAAAAUGGGUUCUGUUUAUAUAUGGUGGAUUUGUGUUAUUUGAAAUAUAACAUGCCAUUAUCAAGUUUAUAAUGUAAACAAAUAUGAAUGUAAAAUAAUGUAAUCCAAUAAAAAUAAUAUACUAUUAACUAA